This is a messenger RNA of Diorhabda carinulata, 12598 nucleotides long. RefSeq names its product class A basic helix-loop-helix protein 15-like. Lineage: Eukaryota; Metazoa; Arthropoda; Insecta; Coleoptera; Chrysomelidae. The transcript is spliced from 5 exons. Bases 427 to 1014 code for a protein of 195 amino acids. Gene Ontology annotation, molecular function: protein dimerization activity. The record is from RefSeq and is a predicted model, not a curated record.
UGCCGCUUGCAACAAUGGUAUUUCUCCCUAUUAACAUUUCAUUGAAUAUUCUAUUUUACAAUAUCUAGAUCUUUUUUUAAUCCUAUAUAGAUAAAAUUAUUAUGGUACGAGUUCAUGAGUGCAGGCAAAUAAUACGCUGUGUAUCGUCAAUAACAAAUUUCGUGGUUACCGUGAUUACUUGGUAAUAUUACAUCAAUGGGUUUUAUAUUUACACUAACACUAUGUAGAUAAUAGUGUUGUUGAAACAGACAACUUAUAAACAGUGAUGAGUGGAUGGACAGUACCGUUGAAAUUAGGUAACCACGUAAUUCCGUUCACAUGAAAACGAGAAAAAUUUUUUUUGUUAUUAUCCAACAGAGAAGUGCUCUCAGUUAAUAUAUACAUUUUUUUAUGGUGACCACAAUUGUUGGUGAUUUCUAGAAGACCAUGCGAUCUUUGGAAAUGACUGCGUCAUGGAAUGAAGAAGAUGAGGAUGUAGAAGUUGAAGACAUGGAACUCCGAAAGCACCCAAAUGACGGAAGAGAUGAUCUCACAGAAUCAAGCAGUGAUGAAGCAACUGAAAAAAAGAGACGAAAACAUGGAGGAAGCGCAUCUAGUGGCAGUGCCUCAAGUGGAACCACAAUUCGACGGCGGAAAACGUGCAUCAGUGCGAGAGAGAGAAAUUUAAGAAGACUGGAAAGUAAUGAAAGAGAGAGAAUGAGGAUGCAUUCACUAAACGAUGCGUUUGAACAACUCAGAGAAGUCAUUCCACACAUUAAAAUGGAACGAAAACUAUCAAAAAUAGAAACUUUAACGUUAGCAAAAAAUUAUAUAAUGGCGUUAACUAACGUCAUUUGUGACAUGCGAGGAGAAGAGAAACAUUAUACAUUCGUCCAAGAUAUGGAAAGCGAUGGAGGUGAAAUGGAUUUAAAUAAUGGUUUAGAUGACACGUCGAGUACGGAGCCUAAUAACAACAACAUAUACCAACAAAAUUUAGAGGCCACUUCAGAUAAUCAUAUAUUGAACAAUCGUUAAAUGAUAGGAAAAAAAAUGCGAAAAAACAUUCCGGUUGUGGAUUUGUCUGAUUGAGUGCGAUAAAUUUAUUGCUUUGUUUGAAUCAAACUACAAUGUUCACCUAAGGUUUAACAAAAUCAGUAAGGAGUAAGAAAGCUUAAUAUUCAUCACAGAGAAUAUUCAUGUGCAGAAGGUUUGAAUUUGUGAACUACCUUGCAAAUUACUGGAAACGUUUUCAUUUUAUAUGUUUAUUAAUUUCAAUACAUAACCGUCAUUUUAAGGCGUCAUCAAAUAGUUAAUUCCUUCUCAGUAGCUUAUAAUAGGAGUAGUAAAUAAUAUUUUCAAUUUACAAUACGAUUCAUGAAAUCAAAUUAAAAAACAUAUAUGUGAGACUAUUAACGCAUUACAAACUGGACUAACACUAAAAUUCUGCUCCCAAUAUUCAUGCAUAAUCAUUUAAAGAACACCGGCCUCUUAAACCUCUAAAAGAAACGGCGCUAUAUGCAAAGACGAUUCAAAUUGUAGAAUAGAAUUCUACAAAAAAAUGAUGAAUAAACAGAAAUGGAGUAGCUAUAAAUGCACUCCUUUUUUCUUAUGAAUCAGUAACAAUGAACAGUUGAGAUAAAAGAGCAAAACUAUAUCAUUAGUCACUGGAUAUUAAAGACUUAUAAUUAAUAUCCUUAAAAGGAUAUGUGGUUAUUAUCAGUUAUGAUAUUAUUUGACCUGUAUUUAUAGAUAGAAAUUUGACAAGCAAAAAAAUUGUUACUAAACUGGCCAAGCUAUUUCCCAUUGCAAUAGAUCCCAACGUCACAAAUAAAAAAUUUUAACAGAAAUAAGGCAAAAUCUAAUGAUUUCAUGAGGACAACUUAUCCAAAUUUUAUUAUCCGUAAAAUAAAAAUAUAAACAGUUUUAGUCCGUGGUUUCCAUUCUCUAUGGUCAAUUUUUAAAGAAGUAGAUUUAUAAAUAUAUACAAUUGUCAACAUAAACAUAUCAUUAUUAUAUAAAUUACAAUACAAAAAGAAAAUUGGGGGUGAUUACAAGUUUAUCUUCAAUUACUGAAAGAUUUUUGAAGCGAAUAGUAGGUUGAUGAAAGUUUUUGAAAUAGUUCAAAUAAGGCCGUUGUAGAGUUUGAUAUGAUAGGUUAUCUAAAAAAAAUUAUCUCGAGUUUUAAUGAAUAUGGUAUUAGUGUUGAUAUAUUGAGAACCUCUUUUCCUUUUGAAACAACUUGAUGUACACUUCUGUUAUCUGGAAAAGCAUACACUAGAUAAAUCAGGGUUACUACUCAAUAUCCCUGUCAUUGUUAGUGAGAGAUAAUUCAAUAAUUAAAUUGAGUUUAGUUGAGUAAAAGUGUAUUUAAUGCCUCCUCGGUUAAAUUAAAUUCAGAAAGCUGCCAUUAUUACGAAAUUGGCAAGAGUGGCAACUUAUCAAGGUCUUAAUGGGAGGAACGGAGCCAGAAUGAAGAAGCGAUGUACUUAAUAUUGGUAAACAUGGCAAGUAAAUUUACACAGCUAAAAAAUUUCAAAAAUCUGUCCCAAGACUUCUAUGCUAUAUCAAGGACGUUUCCAAGAUGACAUUUGAGGUGACAUUUUUGUGAAGAGAGUUUUGUUAUUCAAAUGAUGUGAUAUUUGUUCACUAUAGAACAAAUAUAGAAGAGGAUAUAUUGAAAUUUUAGUGGGAACUCUCUUUGCUCCGAUCGAUCUCUCAUCGCAAAAGCCGAUUAAAGUUUGUAACUGGUCUAAGUAGAUGCAUAUCUGAGCUUCUCUAAUGUACUGAGCAUCAAACAUCAAUUUAUAGUGGGACUGGGAUACCUUUAAAUUCAGAAACCUCGUCAAACAGUUGAUCUAGUACUAUACUUUAAACGAUUUAUCAGAUUACAGUAGAAAAUUUCGAAGAAGCAAUCUGAUUUGGUCAAUAGCACUUUGUAUUCCAGCACUGCAACACCAGGUCACAUACAUCUUGGAUAAAUUGCUAAAAAUUGAUUAAACCUAGUUGUAGAGAAGAAUAUUUCCACCGACUAUAUUAUUUGUGUGGUUUUCACAAAGCUAUCUGACGGAAAAAAGUGGACGUCAAAAUUUCUGUCGCCAAUAUUUUUGCCAUUAUAUUGCCAUUAUAGAUAUUCGACACAUAUAAUUACGAAACUGACGGAAAAACAACAAAAUUUCAAGGACAACAAUAACAUACAUGUACUUAAAUAUUAUAGAUUUUCAGUAAACAUAAAUUCUACCCAAAUUUUCAAUCAAGAAUCGAAUAAUACUUUAAGAUUACCCUAUAUUCGAGUAUGCACUUAUAACCUGUUACUACCACAAUACUGAGAAACUAUAAAAGAUAAUUGUCAUACAUAAAAAAAGUAAUUUGUUCAUAGUUUUACAGAAAUAACAAAAAUAAUAUUUAAUCUAUAACGAUUAUAGUAAUUGCAUUUAAUUAUUACCGAAUGACGUAUUACAAAACUGCCAAAUAAUAGCGUCAAACUAUGGAGAUAUCUAAAAACCAAAUACAUUAGCAAAUAAAUGUGCAAAAAUAUUUUCAUAGCUACUUAUCACAGAAAACUACAGAAAUGUCAAAUAAUAUAUACAACUUUCAUCCAAAAAGCUUUGAAACCAAAUGUUAUUCUAUAUCAUAUAUUCUAAUAAAAGAAAGCGAAUGAAGAAUUAAAUUUUUCUCUCUGUUGGUUUCACGUAACCCUGAAGAUAAGAAUUGGUGACGAAGUUUUUUCCCAGCAGGAGUUUGAAUUUUUACAUAAAUGAAACUUUAUAUAUCUUAUUAUAUAUUUAUUAAUUAUUAAUGGGUACUAAGUAAUUUUAAAAUACAGAUACUACUGAUUUAGUAAACUGAAUGCAUAAUUCUUUACAAAUAAGAUUAACAAAAACAGGUAUCCUAGAAAUUAGCUUAAAUCACUUCAAAUUACCGAUUUCGGCGUAUUAAUUAAAGAAUUAUCCUACUGCAUCAAGAUUUAUGAACAGCAAUUGAAUUAAUUUAGAUCUACAAUAUUAAAAUCUUGAAAUUGAAUCCUUAAAGUGAAAUAUCAAUGAGGACAGUGCAAGAUUUAAAUAUUUCUUAUAAGCAAAUUAUUAUAAGAUCGUAAUUAACAAAUCAGCUUUUACAAUAUAGAAUCUAAUACUUACUGGAACACAGCAUUCACAAAAAAAAAGUUCUUUGUUAAAUAUUUUUCGUGGUGUACAUAGAAUCAUUAAUCCGCUUAAGUCCAGAUAUGAAAAACGUCUUUUAUAAAGAUGAAGAGUCUAUAUUUUAUCAAAAGAUUAGAAUAUUAUUUUCCCUUAGAGACGAUUAAAGGACCACAAUUAUAACAGGGAAUAAUCGUCGACAGAAAAGUCUCAAACUUUCCAAUUAUUAUUUAAUACUGCAUCUGUCCAGAUUAAUAUCUUUGAAAAACUUAAUAAUUUAUAAGUAACGUGGUCGUCGUAUUUAAACAAUCAGUGCUGGAUAAAUUAAAUAUUUUUUUUCUUCCAUAAUAGGUCUACGCCUGUGCCUUCUUUGAUUUCUUUCCUCAUCCUGGUUCUAGAUUAAUAGUCCACCUCUUUCUGGUCGACCUCUACUCCAUCUUCCAACAGGAGAUUUAUCUAUUGCUAUUUUUACCAGUUUAUCGUCUCUCAUUAGACUUGGAAGUUGGUUCCAUUGUUUUCUACGUUGUGAUACCCAUUCGUUAAUAUUAUAUACGGUCUAAUUCUCGGUCUAAUAGUAUUUUUCCCGAUAUUCGCUUUAGAACACGUUCUGAUAACAUCCCACGACCUUAUUUGCUCUAGCUACUUGUCCUCUUACCUCGACUUUUACGUCCCCAUAACUGGUUAUGUCAAUUCCAAGGUACAUGUGUCUCAUUCUCUUGUAGUAUUUGACCUUCUACCUCUAAUUUGCAUCUAAUGGGUUCUUUUAAUACUCUCAUGCAUAUGGUUCUUUCAGUCGAGGUAGUCAUAUUAUACUAUUUUCCUGUGAGAUUAAUUAUAUUUAAUAAUCUUCCGAGUCAUCGGCAUAGCACAAGAUUUUGUUUUCUCUGUCACACAUUAAGUAACAUUUGCCUACCCGCCCCUUUUUUAUGAUUUUAUCCAUUAUAUUUAAUAACUUGAGGCUAAUCGAGUCUCCUUUUCUGAUACCGCUAUUGACUGGUAUGGGUUUUGUUUGUUCACCAUUAAUGCGAGCCUGAACUUGCUUUUCUGAGUAUAUGUUUUUGAUGGAAUGGAUAAUAUUGAUAGGUGGGCUUCUGUUGUACAAUAGAUUAAUAACAUAUUCCACUAAUGAGAUCAAAUGCUUUUGUGAAGGCAAUGAAACAUAAGUUUGUUAUAUUCUACGGAUUUCUCAAUUCAGUUGUCGUAAGAUGAAUACUGUAUCUACACAGAAUCUUCCUGAUCUGAAUCCUUGCUGUUCGUCUUCUAGUGUUGUGAUCGAGUCAAUUUUGUUAGUGAUAAUUUUUGGAACAAGUUUCAAUGUUGUAUUUAGCAAAUUUAUUCCCCUGUAGAUAACCGAAUCUUCUUUAUCUCCUUUUUAGAUAUGAGUAUAAUUGUAGUAGUUCGCCAUCUCUGAUAUUUUACAAUGUAGAAUUUUUUGGGUAAGAUUUGUGAGUUCAUAUGUGAGAUAUUGGCAACGGUACUUAAGUAGUUCAUUAUGGAGUCCAUCCUGUCCCGGAAAUUUUUUUUGGUCGUCAAGGCUUAGUAGACUUGGUUUUCUUAGUAUUACCUUCUUUAAACAUCUCUGUUAGAUAGUCUAUUCAUUUUUCUUCUAAUAUUUGUUUUUAUACUUAAAGUUAAGUUAUUUCAUUCCGUUUUUGUUUAAUCACUGUCCAUAGUGGUUUUUGGAUUAUUUUGAAUUAUUUCGAAUAAUCAAUUUGUAUAUGUUGUAAGCUUUUGGUGUUUGUUACUUUCUAUCAUCUAUUCUAAUACAAUCAAUUUCGAAUACCUUCGUGGAAAUUAGUUAACAAAUAUUGCUCAUAACUAACUCAAACCAAUAUAAAUAAUGCAACUAUUUGCUCAUUACUAAUUAUUUUUACAUAAUUAUAGAAUUAUUCCUUAGAGGAAAACGUCAAUUUUGAUUUAAUCAGUUUUUAUUGAAUCAUAUACAAUUUAGCAUAUUUAUAGAAUAGAAACAACUAUGUCAAUUCUGUCAUGUUACAGAAUGUACUUAAUCGAAUAUCUUGUAUUUUAAUAUGAUUCGAACAUCUGCACAAGCUUUCUUACGGUACGUUUAAAGCAAUUGUGAUUAUUAUGCUUCCAUGUGUUAGUGUCAAAUAGUUUUUGUACAUAAGUAGUUCAAAUUUCCAUGUGUGUACACUAAGUGAUACUAAAAAUACUAAAGAACCUUGAACCACUUUAUCAGAUUAUUCCUCUUCCAAAUUCAACAAAAGACCUCUGAAGUUCAUAUGAAAAGCCCUAUUAUGCAAAAACAUACGAAUACAUAUGGUAACCGUACAUGGUUAUCUGGGAGUGAUUCCACAUUUAGGUAACUAAACGUACGAAAAUUUAGUACCGUACACAUAGUGGCAGCUCAAGACUUUUUGUUUUUGUUAAAAAAUCCUCUUUUAAGAAGACGAUUACGCCUUAGAAGAAGAAUAAAUGUAACUAAUUUAUCCCAAGUUUUCCCAGGAUUGGACUAUUUCUACAAACACGUGACCAGUGUGCGAGAAGCUUUAUAGUUUCACACAAGAAAACCAAAACAUUCAUACGAAUACAUCUCUGGAUUUAACUGUUAUCGCCGAGUUUUUUUUAUAUCUUCUAUCAAUCAACGACUUAAAACGAAUGUUUGAAGUUAUAAUUUCAAUUAAGAAAACGAGGUUAUAGUAAAAGAAUUUACGAGAUAGUUUGUUGAGGUAUUUGGGUAAAUAUUAACUCAAAAUUAUAGUUUCAUGAAAUACUGAGCAGAAAAUCUGUCGACAUAGAUUUAUUAAAUUUAUUAAAUGAUUACAGCUCUUAUAUAAAGAAAAUCAAAAGAAUCCUUUACUAUAUGUACUUCAUAGCUGAGAGUCGAAUUCUUUCAUAACUUAUUCAUAUUGAAUGCUGAUUUUAUUUCUUUUCUCUACUCUCUUAUCCUUUUAUGGGUACAUAGAUUUAUGAUUAUUUUAAUAUUCACACGUACUUUAUUAAAAACUGGAACUUUUGACUAUAAUAUCACCUUUUACUAGCAUCGUUGAAAUGCUUAUAGCAAAGCUUUCAUAAAGUCACUUCUAUAGCGUCCGCCGUUGAAGCUUGCAUUCUACAUGAACCAAUUAUAUCUAAUGCCUUCAGGGGAUCGUAACAAAUAGGAAGAGCAAAUAAAUUUUGUGUUCUUUGAGCACAUGAUAUUAUUCAUAUGUUGAUUGUUUUGUUUUCCUCUUGGCAACAUUCGGAGUGGUUGGAGAAGAAUGGACCAAACAACAAACUAUAAAUAAUGUAAAUCAAUUCAUAUAUUUUCAUAUAAUUUUCAUUUUAUUUCAGGUAAAACAAAAUAUCAUAUACAAACAUUUGUUGUUCUUUGAAUAAAUUAUCAAAAAUGUAUCCAUUGGCCUUCAAAAAUUUUCUGCGUCUUCAAAAAGAGCGCCUGCUUCUAACCUCUGCCUUGUUGAAUAUCGGCUGUAGUAAUUCGAAAACUUCGAAUUAGUGCGCAUCAUACAUGCAUAAAAAAUGAUCUAUAGUUAUAAGAUCUAAAUCUUGGAUUCAAAUUAAUAGGACCAUCCCAGUUAAUAGGACCAUUCCAACCAAUACAACGCCUUGGAAAAAACAAACCUGACGAGCAAAUAUAGGUGUAGAAGCACCAACAUGUCAAGAGUACAUUUGUAUUCUAUUGUUUAUAGGAACAAACUGUAGUAGUUCUUUUAAUUUCUUUAAUAGAAAAUGGAACUACUGGUAUCUUGUGAAAUUAACGAAACGAUUUGAAGAGCUUGUCACAGCAACUAGCGCUCUGUGUGGGUGGAGUUAUUAAAAGAACACUACUAUUAACACAAUUUUAAGAUAUGAAUUUUGAGUAAUGACUUUGAAACAAAUAAGAGUCGAAUAAAAUUAUAUGAUUUUUUACAUGUUAUUUUCAAAUUCUUAAGUAUAUGAUACUAUCUUAUAGUUUAAUCUUUUUCUUCCCACUUGCCAAAUAUAUACAAAUAAUAUAUCAAAGCAUUUUAGAUUAUAUUUAUAAAUAUAUGAUGGGUUCGAUAUUCUAUAAAUGGAGAACAAACGGUGGGUGGUUAUUAAGACCAAACGUGGGUGACAUAAGGAACGUCUAAUAUUCUGCCUUUGUGAAUUUACUGAUCUAAUUCGUAUUAUUUGAAUGAAUAUUUCAAAGCAUAAUAUAGAAUAUCACCGAUAUGAUGUGGCCGAUAAGAAAUAGAAUAAGAACAGUAGAUUUGGAUUAGAACUACAGAACAACUAAAUAAUAUUGUAAUAAUAUAGUCACAAAACGAAUUUUAUUUAUUAUUUUGUACUAUAUUUUGUACGUACCAUUAGACAUAUAAGUAGUAUGGACAGUUUCUAUAAGUGAAAGCUGUUCCGACAAAGGAAGACAGAAUGAAAACGAUUUCUUUAUCCUCUGAGGCUUCAGCUCGAUUCUACGCAUUCUCAAGCAUGCAUCGAUUUAGGAAAAUGAUAUUUCGCCGGUAGGGUGCGCUACUUUUUAAGGAGUACUCGUUUGCUAUUGACAGCUCCAAAAUAAAUAUUUGUAGAAACAUGCAAUUGAAUAAAAGGAAAUUUUUGAAACCUCGGACAUUUUUCUUUCACACUUUUGGACACUUUUGGAUACACCGAGAUGGUUCUUCUCACCUCUACCCUCCAUAGUGUAUAUAAAUAAUGUGAAAUAUCAAAUACCAUUCCAACCCCUUGCAUCUAUACUUCGUGCUUCCAUUCUUCUAGUUACUUAAUUUUAAACCAAUGACAAAAAAAUAUAACUCCAGAAUCUUCUUUUUCUUUAAAUGAACAAUGAAAAUGAAAAAAUCAGUAAUUUUGAAACAUACAUUUUUCCCGCCUCAUGUCUAAAUUUUUAAGCGAUAUUCAUUGGUACAUGUAUAACAAAAUCAGUUAAUGUUUUUUGAAAAUAACUGUCAAAUCGUCUUAAUAAAUGACAAUUGACCAAACGUAAUUUAGAAUUAAACAUUUUUAUUUAUUUAAUUUCUAUUGAUAUUUUUGAGAAAAUACAGUGGAAAAGAAUCUGCCUAAUUAAUGCGUACUUAAAAGGCAUGUCGAAUAAUAUUUGUUUAUAUUAAACCCAAAUAUUUGUACGUAUAAAACAAACUAUAAUAAUUGAGGUUCUUUGAUAAGUUUAGUACCAUGGAAACAAUGUACAUCUUCUUCGCUUAAAAUUUAUUUAUUAAAUAAUAAUCUAUUCCUAAAAUUUAUUUUUAUAUUAGCUUAUAAGUGAUAAGAUGUUAUAAACGGUUAUAAAGAGAUUAUAUAUUAUACAUGUUUUCAUAUAAAGUUUAAUAUAUAAAACUAAUUGUUAAGUAAACUUAUUGUGGACAAGUUACCGUAUUGAGGAGUAUUAGAUACUCUUUUCAUGUAUGCUCAAAGUAAAGAAAACAAACAAUGAUUGAAAGUGGUAAGAAAAUGUUGCGUUAUUAAGACUGUACCUACAUUAGUAUUAUAACAUCACUAAAAUGUAGAAACUCUGUAAAUUGUAUAUACCCUAAUGUAUAUGUCUAUGAACUGGCUGAUUCGCUACAAUCUAUAUUUUUAAUUAUUUUACAUGUUCAGUGGUUCAUUACGGUACAUUUUUAUAUAAAAACCAACCAUUUACUACUAUCAAAUAAAUAUAAUUCAUAUAUAUUCUCUCAAAUUGUUCAUCAUAUUUCUUUAGUUUAAACUCCAAAUUAUAAAAUGUGAAAUAGAAAACAUCUUAUUGGUACAAAAAAACAACUAAAUUUUUUACCACCCCCAUUUCGUGAUUGUUAACUAAAUUGAAAAAUCGUCUUAAGCCUUUUUGGAAUAUUUUUUUAAGCCUGCUUCAAAGGACUUUCCUUAUUCUUCUUGUAUAAUAUCCAUUAUCGGACAUAUCACCUGUGUUUUACUUCUAUUUACCAUAAAUAUAAGGGACAGUUUAAUGUCGGACCAGAACGUUCAUGUGUAGAAGCUUUGCCUGCAUUAUACUGUCGGUAGUUGGCUAGUCCGGACACGGACACCUAAACCGGGCCGCCUCAGUAAAGGCCAGGACACACCUAUCAUGCAUCCUUCCGAUCUGGCUACGAUCAUACAGAAGGGCGAGUAUCUCGGAAAUGAUACUAGAAUUUGAACAGCGUAGCUCACACCUCCCCGAUCCCACUCUCACACGACUCGAAUCAUGCAUCCGAUCGUGAAGUCUAUUCGUUUAACUGCUGCAGGAGGCCUGUCGGUUGAAAUCUGUAAUAAUAUUGCCAUCGUGAGUGAAUCGCAGUUACUGAAAUUUUUGAACUUUUUGCGCCCAGAACCUUUCGCGACUUUAAUUGAAUCGAUAUGUAGAGAUAGACUAGAGUAGCAAAUGUAACGAGCUCGAGCUGGAAAUCAGAAAGAACUCGGAAGCCUAUAUCAGACCGGAGUCGGAUCGAAGUGGUUUAUGACAAGUCUUAGAAGACAAACCAUCAUCCUACUAUACUUUGUAUAUUGAUUAGUCUUGUCAACUGUAUUUUUGACUUUAUAAACUUUACAGAAACAAAAAUGAAAACUGAGCGUAUUAUAAAAAUCAUUUUGGCAGUGUAAUACUAUAUGAGAUCGUUCAGUUGUUUCCAAUUGAAAGUUAUCAAAUCUACUUCAAACCUACUACCGAUUGGGAUAAAAUUAUAUGAACUUCAUCCAACGAUAUUAUUGUAUCUUCUCAAAACUAAGAAAAACUGCUAAAUAAUGAUGAUUUCCUCCCAAUGUACUAUAGAGUUCCUUUUAGAAUCUGUAUAAGUAUUUAUCCAUUUGACUCUAUUGUUUCUUUUUAUGUCGUAAAUUUCAACUUGACGGUCGUGAAUCACUUCUUUUUUCCUUUCUUCUUCUUCUUCGUCCUUAUUUUUUCAUAUGCUGUCAACUGUUUAACUUAUGUUUUAGAUAAAAAAAACUCUCUAUUUAUUACCAGGUAUUAAAUGAAGGUUACUUGUAUGCAUCUCCCAUUACAUUUUAAGUUUAAGGCUCCGUUCAAUGGAGGAUUUUCCAUAAUUAAAUUAUCUUUCCCUAUAAUGUUAAUCACCAAAUUAUCAAUCUUAUUCAAUUUACACUCCAUACCUUCUUCAGUACCGGCCUCAAUUUUUUUUUGCAGUUAAUGAUGAUGAAUGAUGAUUUACCAGACGAACGCUAUCCAUAUUGACUACCCCACCACUAAUUCAUUUGUGAAGGUUUUGAGCGGUUGCGUACACGAGACCGACUCUAUAUUGAGGCACUUAUUCUGAACUGGAUGUUUAAGAAUGGAUUUCUUUCACAAACGGAUGCCAAAAUAGGCGAAAUACAUGUUUUUCGACCCAUAUAGGUUUUUCCGUUUUCUGUCAAUGUGUAUUCGCCACACACAUGUGAAAUCAUCUCGGAAUGAUCUACACAGCUGCGGCUACUUGUGGGUGACAUUGUUUUGGUUCAAUUUUUUUCAUACUAUAUGGAACGACGUGUAAAAAAAUGAUAAUCCAACUUCAGUUGCGAAAACAAUAAAAUAGUAGGGGAUUUAAAAUGCAGACGAUUUAUUGAGAUAACCAACCAAGAAUGUCUAAAUAAAAAGUUUAAGAAACUAAAAUACUAAGUCAACUGGGUCUAAUCGUCACAAGCAAUUCCAAGAAUAUAAUGAGUAGUUUAGAGCAUGGGAUUGAGUACAUCGGGUUAAGGGUUAACCUAAUAAUAAUAAUGAAAGGAAAUCAUUAUUUUGGCCGUUGAAGAUAUAUUCCUCUAUUUUUGACUAGUAUCAUAACUAAAGUCAACUAACUUGUAAAUCUUUCGGUAAUUUUACCAUCCACGUAUUUUAUUUAAAAUCAGUUGCAGAAUUACCGCGGAAAAAUUUUCUAGAAAAACUAUUGGAUAUAUAAAUUUGUUUGUACCAAUUAAGAUGUUACAUAAAAAUUACCAAUGACUUUCAGAUAAUGAAUGAACAAGUGCAAAAGUUUUCAGUAUUAUCUUAUCCUGAUUUUGUAUAAUUCAUCUAUAAGUAGAAAAACAUGUCCUAUAUUGAAAAGUUAAUUAAAUGAUACCAAUAAUUGAAAAUAUGGUUGUAAUGUUAUAUUUAAAACACAGAAUAAAGAAACAAGGAAAAUUAAUUAGAUAUUUUUUAUGUAUACAUAGUUUAUCUUCAACACUGAAACAAGAAUAUAAUUGAUUUAGGCUACAAAAGGUGUCAAUUUCAUAUAUAAUAGUCCAGAUAAACUGUGGCACAUACGGUUUUUUAUAUAAAAAUGUUCUAAAUAUUUAAAAUCAAAGUAUAAAUACAGAUGUACAGUAUUUUCUGAUCUUUGGUAACAUUAUAAAUCAAUAUAACUCGACCACACAAAUUAAAUGAAGAUAUAUCAGUCGUUUUUUGGGAAAUAUAAGUUCCAAAACGCAAAUUGUGAUAGUAGUAAACUUGCACAAGUUUUUUAGUUUAUAAAAUAUUUUAUAUAUAUUUUAUGACGUAUAUGUAUAAACGAUUGUGUAUUCUUGUAACAGAAAUUUAUCGAAAAGAUUUAAAUUGUAAGUUCUAUCAAAAUAUAUAUAUAGAAAAUAAGAAGCAUAUUAAA